AUGAUCUGGGUCUGUGUUCUCUACUUCUGUAUCGGCGGCGCCUUCGCUGUUCUCCCCACAUACACUGAUUCCUGCUUCGGACACCGCUACUUCGGAACGCUCUACGGCCUCGUCUUCACUUCCGUCAUCAUUUCGUCGAUGUUAUCCGCCUUCUUCGUCACCGCGAUGGUCAAGAAGAUCGGCGUGUUCGGUAUUACCAUUGUGCUGGGCGUGUUCAUGGUCUUCGCCUUCGUUCUCACGCUCUGCGCCAAGAAUUGGAAGUGGGACGACGCGCAGCCCCUCCAGGAGGUCAAGACCGACCAGCCCCCCGCUACCGGGGAAACCGGGGAAACCGGGGAAACCGGGGAAACCGCUGUGAAGCCUGCGGAGCAGGUGGUGGAAAAACCUACCGAGGAGGUAGGAAAGUCUACCGAGGAGGUAGGAAAGUCUACCGAGGAGGCGGAGAAGCCUGCGGAAGGAAAGUAAUGGAAAAA
Blastocystis hominis is the source of this 473-nucleotide messenger RNA. RefSeq lists its product as hypothetical. Bases 1 to 465 code for a protein of 154 amino acids. The record is from RefSeq and is a predicted model, not a curated record. Lineage: Eukaryota; Bigyra; Opalinata; Blastocystidae. The transcript has 3 exons.